Molecule: messenger RNA, 1302 nt
Organism: Venturia canescens
Lineage: Eukaryota; Metazoa; Arthropoda; Insecta; Hymenoptera; Ichneumonidae
Product: dynein axonemal heavy chain 3-like
Exons: 1
Coding region: 148-1056 (302 amino acids)
Biological process (GO): microtubule-based movement
Cellular component (GO): dynein complex
Molecular function (GO): minus-end-directed microtubule motor activity; dynein light intermediate chain binding; dynein intermediate chain binding
Source: RefSeq, a predicted model, not a curated record
UUUUCUCCGAGUGGAUUAUACCAUUUACCCCCAGAUACAGAUCACCCAGGCUGCGUAGAGUACAUCAAAAGCUUACCGAUAAAUCAAAGGCCUGAAGUGUAUGGUCUCCAUGAAAAUGCAGAUAUAACUAAAGACAAUAAGGAAUCGAUGCAAUUGUUGUCAGGUGUGCUGUUAACACAGACGCAAAUAACAGGAGUUUCAGGGGUAUCCGACAUGGACACAUUAGUGGAAAACAUUGCAUCGGACAUACUGUCAAAAAUGCCGGAGCAAUUUAACAUGGAAGAGGUAGCAGUAAAGUAUCCGGUGCUGUAUGCGAACAGUAUGAACACAGUUUUGCGUCAAGAACUCAUAAGAUACAAUCGUCUUACGAACGUGAUAAAAAAAUCUCUAAAAGAUGUGAAAAAAGCGAUAAAAGGUCAAGUGACGAUGUCGUCGUCCCUGGAAGAGGUUUUUCUGAGCAUGAGCAUUGGAAAAGUUCCAAUUGAAUGGGACAAAAAAUCUUAUCCUUCAUUGAAGCCACUCGCGAGUUACAUCAACGAUUUGCUCGGAAGGAUAGAAUUUUUUAAUGAUUGGAUCGCGAAUGAUGCUCCCAUUGUAUUUUGGAUAUCUGGCUUCUUUUUCACUCAAUCUUUUCUGACCGGUGUACUGCAGAAUUAUGCUCGUUCUUUGAAAAUACCAAUUGAUCACUUGGACUUCGAAUUUGAGGUUAAAGACACCUCAAUCGAGCAAGAAUCGCCAUCUCUUGGAGUUUUCACCAAAGGAUUGUUUCUCGAAGGUGCUCGAUGGGACAAGAAGAACCGACAACUCACCGAAUCUAAAGCUAAAAUAAUGUUCGAUCCAUUGCCGAUUGUCUGGCUCAAGCCCGGCAUAAAAAGCCAAUUCGUUAUAUCAUCGACCUAUCAAUGUCCUGUUUACAAAACUAGCGCUAGAAGAGGAGUUCUCGCUACUACGGGACAUUCCUCCAAUUUUGUCAUGUACAUAUUAUUACCGACUUCUGUCGAUCCCUCACACUGGAUUAAUCGUGGUGUUGCUAGUCUCUGCCAACUCGACGAUUGACAGAAUUUCGUGCAUAAUUAUUAUGUAUUUUGUAUCAAUAUCGUCAUCAAUCGAACACAAAAUAUUUUACAUUUUAUUUUUAUUAAAAUAUUCACUACACUUUUUCUUCAAUAUUGAUUGUUGAGAAUAUCAGUUUUAACCUCCGUGUAUUUGUUUUUUGCUAUAAGAUUAUAUUAUACAAUGACAUCUUGAUUCAAACUGAAAUUUGAAUUUCUUCAGAUUAUUAUCAUCUUUAUGAUGAGAACU